Molecule: messenger RNA, 1132 nt
Organism: Bombus terrestris (buff-tailed bumblebee)
Lineage: Eukaryota; Metazoa; Arthropoda; Insecta; Hymenoptera; Apidae
Product: sperm-associated antigen 7 homolog
Exons: 5
Coding region: 401-1123 (240 amino acids)
Molecular function (GO): nucleic acid binding
Source: RefSeq, a predicted model, not a curated record
UCGUCCAAUGCAUAGCAACGAAACAUUAUAGCCACCUAGCGAUGAAACAGUAGAAUUAAUCUUCUUAUGGGAAAAUUAAAAAAUUAAAUUUCUCGGUCUAUAAGAUGAAUUCUUGAACUAUUUAGGAAUUAAAUUAAAGCCAUAACUCUUAGGAAUCAUCUCUGUAUAAUGCUAUUCCAAUUUUUAUCGUAAUUAGUUAAUUAUAUGCAAUUAGUGUAAAGUGUCCUAUUUUGAACAUAAUGGUGCCAUCUAUCAGUCAGAAAUUUUACUUUUUGGUAGUAUCGUUGCGUCGUUGUGCAUUUAGUUUAGUAAAGUUACACGCGACAACAAAGAAUAUACACAUCCCGAAAUUCUCUCCUCUCGUGCGUGCAAGCUUGUCGAGUUUAUUGUAAAUAAGAUUAUGGAUUUGCUGGGAUCUAUCUUAAACUCAAUGGAUAAACCUCCUUCGAUUAGUGAUAAACAAAAAGCGUUGAUGAAAAAGCAAAAAGAGGAGUAUCAGAAGCGUCAAAAAGCAGAAGCUGAAAGAUUAAAGCUUUUUCGUGAGAAGGUAGAAGGGAAAAUUAAUAAAUUUCUUCAAGAUGACGAUGCAAAGGAAUACAAAUUUCCCCCAAUGGAUCAAAUUUAUAGGAGUAUAAUACAUGAUGUUGCUGAAGUGGCAAACAUAUGGGCAUAUUCAUUUGGUGAAGAAGGCAUUGAUCGUCAUAUCGUUAUUUUUAAAAGGGAAUAUGCACCAUCUGAAGAUCAGUUAAACGCAUUACGUAGAGGAGAAGAAUGGAAUGAAGAAAUAGCAAAGAGAUUAGCGGAGGAGAGAGAAAGACGAGCCAAAGAAGAACAAGAAGCUGCUGCUAAACCUAGAAAACGAAAAGACGAUUUUGUACCAAAUAGUUAUUACAAGGAUAAGUAUCAACAUUUAAUUGGAAAGGAAGCUGCAUUAGAAGCAGCUAGAAAAACAGAAGCUAAUAGUAGUUAUGGCUGUGUUCCUAGUGAAAAUAAGAGAGAUCAAAGAAGUAUAGAGCAAACAUUAGCAGACAUUCGAGCUAAGAAAAGAAAAUUGGAAAUGACUGUUAAGGAGCCAGAGAAUAUAGAUAAAAAUAUAGAUAAAAGUCCAAAUAAAACUGUAUAAUAUAUUUAA